AUGGCUAUGCAGCCUAUGCAGCAAAUGGCGCCCGCGGCGUUCGCGAUGAUGCCGGCGGAGGCCUAUGCGAGUAUGCAGCAGGGGAUGCACCCCGAGAUAAUGCAGGGCAUGCCGAUGCAGAUGGUGAUGGGGCCGAUGGGACCCAUGAUGGCCGCCGGCCCGAUGCCGCCUGGCAUGAUGGCGCCCGGCGCCAUGGCGGCGCCGCAGCUGACGCAGAUGCUGGUGGACGCAGCCCGCGGCGGCCGCUCAUCCAACGUCUUCUUCAAGACCCGCAUCUGUAACAAGUGGCGCAACGGCUCGUGCCCGUACGGAGACAAGUGCACGUACGCGCACGGCGAGCACGAGCUGCGCUACGUGCCGCCCGAGAUUGUGGCGCAGCUGGAGGCGCAGCAGAAGAUGCAGGACUCGAUGCAGCAGCGGCAGGGCGGCGGCGGGGGCGGCGGCGGCGAGGGCCCCGAACAGCGGCCGCGCGGCGAGGAGAUGGGCGGCGGCGGCGGCGGCGGCGGUGGCCCCUGUGGCCCCGGCGGCCCCCCGGGGGCCAUGAUGGGCGGCGGCGGCGCGGGCCACCAGUCCUUCUACAAGACCCGGCUGUGCAUCAAGUACAUGCAGACGGGGUACUGCCACAAGGCCGCCUCCUGCACCUUUGCGCACGGGUACGAGGACCUGAGGCAGCCGGGCGCGCCCAUGUCGCCGGGCCGCAUGCCGCAGCAGGACCCCAUGUCGCCUGGGCGCAUGGCGGGCAUGGCGCCCGCGGGCAUGCACAUGGUGCCGCCCGGCAUGAUGGCGGGCAUGCCCAUGGGCGCGGGGCGCGGCAUGCCCAUGGGCAGCCCAGGCGGCAUGCCCAUGCCGGUCCCGCUGCCCAUGCCGCCCGGUGCCAUGCCCGGCGGGGGGCGCUACCCGGGCCCGCAGCAGCAGCAGCAGCAACAGAUGCAGCGGUCGCCGCGGGGAGGUGGAGGCUACGGCGGCGGCGGGCGCAAGGAUCCCGCGUCUGCGGCCCGCCGCCGCGCCGCCGCCAUGUGCCAGGUGGCGGGUGUGGGCGGUGUGGGCGCAGAAGAGCCCCACCCAGCGGCCAUGCAGGCAGCGAUGGCGGAGGUGCGCAGCGGCGCCGCCUUCCGCGAAAGCGCCUACGCCGACUCUGUGGCCGACUACGUGCAGGGGCAGGCCUAG
Messenger RNA from Chlorella variabilis, 1167 nucleotides. RefSeq lists its product as hypothetical. NCBI's taxonomy places the organism in Eukaryota, Viridiplantae, Chlorophyta, Trebouxiophyceae, Chlorellales, Chlorellaceae. The coding region runs from base 1 to 1167 and encodes 388 amino acids. The record is from RefSeq and is a predicted model, not a curated record. Gene Ontology annotation, molecular function: mRNA binding; metal ion binding. The transcript is spliced from 5 exons.